Messenger RNA from Malania oleifera, 2371 nucleotides. Its product is annotated as arginine--tRNA ligase, chloroplastic/mitochondrial-like. Gene Ontology annotation, biological process: arginyl-tRNA aminoacylation. The record is from RefSeq and is a predicted model, not a curated record. The transcript is spliced from 18 exons. NCBI's taxonomy places the organism in Eukaryota, Viridiplantae, Streptophyta, Magnoliopsida, Santalales, Ximeniaceae. Gene Ontology annotation, molecular function: ATP binding; arginine-tRNA ligase activity. Gene Ontology annotation, cellular component: cytoplasm. Bases 281 to 2104 code for a protein of 607 amino acids.
GCGUAAUGCAACUGCAGGCAGCAGCAGCAGCGCCAGCUGUAGUAUUCGGUCUCUUGUGUCCGCCGGCGUCUCCCUCUCUGUUUCUCUCCUUCAAUCGCCUCUCACACCUCCAUCCCUCUCCUCCUCUCACAUCCACUGCAGUUCGUGGUAAUUUCAUGUUGGUUUCGUGAAACUAGACAGACAUAUUGAGGGCGACAUCUAGGCGAUUUAUUUUUGCAGCAACCAAGACCCGUUCUAUAUCGACCAUGGCUACCGUAAGUUCAUUCAUUUCCAGCAGAAGAUGUGCGUUAUGGGAAAAUAUGUGCAAUGCGCAUGCACAGACACACACCAGGAACACAAAAAAGAUGAGGAGAAUUUGGGAAGUCUGAAGCAACAAUUGUCGAAAUUAUUCGAAGCUUCACUUAGGGUCACUGUCCCUAAUGAAGUAGAUAUAGAUCCUCUGGUUGCUGCUUGCACUGCAAAAUUUGGCGACUACCAAUGUAAUAAUGCCAUGAGCAUAUGGGCAAGAAUAAAAGGCAAGGGUAGUGAAUUCAAAGGUCCUCCUGCCGUUGGACAGGCGAUUAUGAAAAAUCUUCCUCCAUCUGAAAUGAUAGAAUCAUGCUCUGUGGCUGGACCUGGAUUUGUUAAUGUUGUACUUUCAAAAAUAUGGAUAGUCAAGAGCAUCCAAAAGAUGCUAACAGAUGGUGUUGGAACAUGGGCACCAAGGCUUCGUAUCACAAGGGCGGUGGUUGACUUUUCCUCACCUAACAUAGCAAAGCAAAUGCAUGUUGGGCAUUUGAGAUCUACUAUCAUUGGAGAUACUCUCUCCCGUAUGCUUGAGUUUUCAAAUGUUGAAGUUCUUCGUCGAAACCAUGUGGGUGAUUGGGGCACACAGUUUGGUAUGUUGAUCGAGUUCCUCUUUGAAAAAUUCCCAAAUUGGGAAGAUGCACCUGGAAAAGCUAUUGGUGAUCUAGAAGCAUUCUAUAAGGAGUCGAAAAAGAGAUUUGAUGAUGAUCCUGCUUUUAAAGAAAAGGCACAACAGGCAGUGGUCAGCCUCCAGGGUGGGGAGCCUAAGUAUCGUAAGGCAUGGGCACAGAUCUGUGAAAUCAGUCGCCAGGAUUAUCAAAAAGUCUAUCAGCGCCUUGGAGUUAAAUUAGAGGAAAAGGGUGAAAGCUUUUACAACCCUUAUAUUCCAGGAGUUAUGGAGAUUUUAAGUAAGCAGGGUUUGGUUGAAGAAAGUGAGGGUGCUCGUGUGAUCUUCAUUGAGGGGAAAAAUAUUCCUUUGAUUGUUGUGAAGAAAGACGGCGGUUACAAUUAUGCUUCAACUGAUCUUGCAGCUCUUUGGUAUCGCCUUAAUGAAGAAAAAGCCGAGUGGAUAAUAUAUGUUGCUGAUGUUGGACAGCAACAGCACUUUGAAAUGGUAUUCAGUGCUGCAAAACGUGCAGGUUGGCUUCCAAAUGAUGAUAAUAUGUACCCUAAAACUAACCAUGUGGGUUUUGGUCUUGUUCUUGGAGAAGAUGGCAAGCGCUUUCGCACUCGCAGUACUGAAGUGGUUCGAUUAGUUGAUUUACUGGACGAAGCAAAGAUUCGGUGUAAAGCAGCACUUGUUGAACGUGGAAAGGGAGAAGAGUGGACCGAGGAGGAGCUUGAAAAAACUGCCGAGGCAAUUGGUUAUGGGGCUGUUAAGUAUGCUGACUUGAAGAACAACAGAUUGACUAAUUACACUUUUAAUUUCGAUCAGAUGCUUAAUGACAAGGGAAAUACUGCUGUUUAUCUGCUGUAUGCACAUGCUCGUAUCUGUUCAAUCGUCAGGAAAUCUGGUAAAGACAUAGGGGAACUAAAGAAAACGGGAGGGAUAGCAUUGGAUCACCCAGAUGAGCGCGUGUUGGGGUUGCAUUUGCUCCAAUUUGCUGAGAUUGUUGAGGAAGCUUGCACCAAUCUCUUGCCAAAUGUGUUACGUGAAUACCUUUACAAUUUAUCUGAAAACUUCACAAAAUUUUAUUCCAACUGCCAGGUUGUUGGGUCAGCAGAGGAAACGAGCAGACUUCUGCUGUGUGAAGCAACAGCUGUGGUCAUGAGAAAAUGUUUCUACCUCCUUGGAGUUGUACCUGUCUACAAAAUAUAACACUGCAACAUUUUCUUUUUUAGAAGAAUUUUAUAGCCUUUUAAAAAAAAAUAAUAAUAAUAAUACUUCGUUUCGGCAUGAUGACUAUAUUGUGUAUGGAAUUCCCAUUAUCUGCAUUUUUUGGUCGAAAUUUUGGUCAAGAAAUCUAAAAUCAGCUCAGAUGUUAAAACAUUUUGUUUGUGUUUGUUAUUUUGCCUGAAGAGUUGUAAUUUGGAUGGAACUAGCUUUCUUUUUAAAUGAAGUGAAAGGCAAUGUUGAAGGUAAAAA